Messenger RNA from Sesamum indicum (sesame), 851 nucleotides. RefSeq names its product phosphopantothenoylcysteine decarboxylase HAL3a. Gene Ontology annotation, molecular function: FMN binding; phosphopantothenoylcysteine decarboxylase activity. Lineage: Eukaryota; Viridiplantae; Streptophyta; Magnoliopsida; Lamiales; Pedaliaceae. Gene Ontology annotation, cellular component: phosphopantothenoylcysteine decarboxylase complex. Gene Ontology annotation, biological process: coenzyme A biosynthetic process. The record is from RefSeq and is a predicted model, not a curated record.
AAAUCAGAUUCACGCGCCGUUGGAAGAGCACAUGAGCGCCCUCUUCUUUUGAAAUCCUCCGUCUCUCUCUCUAUCUCUCGCGACCUUCUGAACCCUCGUACGAUUAUGGUGCAUUCAGAACCUCCAAGCGCGGAUAUGCAAUUAUAUCAAGUAAACAAUGCUUCGAGAAAACCUCGGAUUCUACUUGCUGCAAGUGGAAGUGUGGCCGCAAUAAAAUUUGCUAAUCUUUGCCAUUGUUUUUCUGAAUGGGCAGAAGUCAAAGCAGUAGCUACCAAGGCAUCACUCCAUUUUGUAGAUAGAGUGUCGGUCCCGAAAGAUGUCACUCUUUAUACUGAUGAGGAUGAAUGGUCUAGUUGGAAUAAAAUAGGUGAUAGUGUCCUCCACAUUGAGCUUCGAAAAUGGGCUGAUAUUAUGGUCAUUGCACCUUUGUCAGCAAACACACUUGGAAAGAUUGCUGGGGGAUUGUGUGACAACUUGCUGACCUGCAUCGUCCGGGCAUGGGACUAUACUAAACCCAUGUUUGUGGCACCAGCCAUGAAUACCUUCAUGUGGACCAACCCUUUUACGGAACGUCAUCUCAUGGUGAUUGAUGAUCUAGGAAUUUCUCUUAUCCCACCAGUGACGAAGAGGCUAGCCUGUGGAGAUUAUGGGAAUGGUGCAAUGGCUGAGCCUUCUCUCAUAUAUUCAACAGUAAGACUUUUCUUUGAGAAUCGGGAACAGUCGAGCAGUGGCAAUAUUUAGUUAUGAUCUAUUCCGUGCUUCAUUUGUAGAAAUGAAAAAUUGUUGUAUCUAAAGUUCCUGGGCUCGUAUAAUUGAUGAACAAUAUAAUGUAUCAAAAGAGUUUGUGGUCA